Cannabis sativa is the source of this 1357-nucleotide messenger RNA. RefSeq lists its product as uncharacterized. Gene Ontology annotation, molecular function: protein binding. The record is from RefSeq and is a predicted model, not a curated record. Lineage: Eukaryota; Viridiplantae; Streptophyta; Magnoliopsida; Rosales; Cannabaceae. The coding region runs from base 218 to 1195 and encodes 325 amino acids. The transcript is spliced from 4 exons.
UAUCGAAAGCAAACUAAUAAUAGUGAAACAAAUCAUAUAAAAGUACUGAUUCCUUACUUCCCUACAUCAUUUUUUAUGUAUAUAUUGUCCCUAUAUAGCCAAUAACAAUAUAUAUUUAUAUAUAUAAACACUAUAUCUGCCCUUUUGUUAAUGAUCUAAUAUAUAAAUAUAUAUGUAAGAACCCUUUUGUCUUAAAAAAUAAUCAAAUUGCUCCAAUAUGGAUCAUGCCCUAAUUUUCAACCCUUGUCAAAAUUCGCAUUUUCAUAUCAAACCCUUGACUCGUUUCAAUUCUAAUACUCAAAAUACAAAACUGUCCAAUUCAAAACCACAUGAUCAAUUGUUGUUUUUGAGACCAAAACACAAAACCCUAGCUCAUGAUCAUCAACUUCUCAACACCACUACAACUACUACUCAUCAAGCUCGUCAUCAUGGGAGAUUUUCUCUAUCCGCAUUACCAUCAUCAUCAGAUCAUGAUGAUCACGAUGAUGAUGAUGAAGGUAAUAAUAAUGGCGAAAAAAUAGCCAAAAGUAAUAACUUGAGAGGUAGUGGAGUUGGUGCAACCUUGGCUUUAAGUUAUGUUCUUGGGAUCUUGUGUUGUGGAUCCAUGAUUGUUGUGAUGAGACCUCAAAAUGCCUUUGCUUCUUUUUAUAACCGUUUUCUAUCUAGAUCAUCGUCGACGUCGUCGUCUAGGGAUCAGGUAGCACCACGGAUGAUGGAUGAAGGUAUAAUCACUCCGAUAAGUGGUAAGAAUACUUUGACAACAUUCUUGCAAGAGGUUCUUUUCUUGACCUCUAACCCUAAGGCCCUUGUCAUGCCUUAUAACAUUCCUGCAAUUGGGUCCAAUGAAGAAGUUGUAGCUCUUAAGAAAAAAGCAAUUGAGCUAAUUAAAGUUGGAAAAAGAGAAGAAGCCUUGAAUUUACUGAGCAAGAAACGUGAAGAUAUUAUAAGAGACAAACUAUCACAAGAAAAAUACUUUAUCGAAAUGGCAAUAAUAGAAGUUCUUAUUAUUCUGGGGGAAUAUGAGAAAGCUUUGCAAUUGAGGUAUUUAGAUGAUGGCGAUAACAUCGAAUCAGAUAGAGUUCAACGUGAUUUUUACAAGGCCAUUAUAUACACCAUGACAGGCCAAAAAGACGAAGCAAGCAAGUUCUGGCAAGACUUUGAGGAGCGUUUCUCAGGCAGUGGCCCCUUCUCAUGACCACUAUAUAUAUUCAUACUCAUGAUCAAUAUUAUUAUCUAUUGUAAAACUUUAUGAUAAAUAUGCAUCACUUUUGUUUAGCUGCAACAAUUUUAUGUUCCAUAUAUGUGAAACAUUUUAUUUAACUAUAUAUGUUAUUGUUAUAUGCUAUAUGCUAACUAA